This is a messenger RNA of Trichomonas vaginalis G3, 430 nucleotides long. RefSeq lists its product as uncharacterized. NCBI's taxonomy places the organism in Eukaryota, Parabasalia, Trichomonadida, Trichomonadidae. The record is from RefSeq and is a predicted model, not a curated record. The annotation marks the transcript as partial. The transcript has a single exon.
AUGACGACUAACUAUUUGGUGCCAAACACUAAACCGAUUAAUGGAAAUGUGUUUCAUUCAUUCGAAAAGAUAAAUGAAAUAUUCGCAAAGAAUGACGGUAGAAGAUAUUAUAGAGAACUUGAAAGUUCAUGCUAUGACUCUGAUGCUCCAUAUUUUGAUGAUAAACAAACUCAUUUAAGAAUUACAAAUCCGGCUCAUGAUGUGAACCAAUUAGGUGACACAUAUAUUAAACGCAAAGUUAAAGCAACUCUAGUUUCAAAUAAAGCUUUCACAUGUGAUGCCGCUUUUAAAUGCAUGCGUUUAUUCGUUGGUUACAAAUCAUCAAAUCAAAGCUUUAAACAAUUAGAAGUAGAAACCGAAAGAGGUGAUGCCGGUUAUCUUCAGAUGGAUUGCGCCCGUGAAUCUUUCGCAUUUGCAACAUAUAAACCAA